Molecule: messenger RNA, 567 nt
Organism: Camelina sativa (false flax)
Lineage: Eukaryota; Viridiplantae; Streptophyta; Magnoliopsida; Brassicales; Brassicaceae
Source: RefSeq, a predicted model, not a curated record
GAUAACCACUUUGAUCCAACAGUCUCGGGCUCAUCCCCGUGAAAUAAUGACAGAGGUCCUGAAAGCCCUGCAAGAUUUGAAUGUCUGUUGGAAGAAGAUAGGGCACUACAACAUGAAGUGCAGAUGGGUUCCUAACAGCGCAGAUGGUAUGCUCAGUAACUCAAUGCACGAUAACAACUACUUUGGAGACGAGUCCAGCAUAAUAGAGAACGAUGCAGCUGUUAAGUCGCCGAAUGUUGUCAAGUUUGAAAUUCAGUUGUAUAAAACUCGGGACGACAAGUAUCUGCUGGAUCUGCAAAGGGUACAAGGUCCUCAGUUCUUGUUCUUGGAUCUCUGUGCUGCUUUUCUUGCUCAGCUCCGAGUCCUCUGAAUCCUAAGCCGGACCUCUUCAAGAAUAAUCUUCACUUCUUCUUUUCUUUUUCUUCUUCGUCUUAAGAAAUAUUCAGAAAGAAUUGAAAAGUUAGCUUUUUGUCUAUUUCUGUGCUCUACUAAAAUAACCUCUUUUUAACCUAAAUGUAAGACCGGACAACUCGAGUAAAAAAGUAAAAACAAAAAAAAUUGAUAUGA